CUCACGUCACUUCCGGCGCGCCGUGCCCUCCUUCCGCUUCUCUGUGGUGUGUGCGCGCGGCGGGCGGAAGUGAGUCCCAGACCGAGGCUGGUCUGGAGCGCGUGGGCGUGGAGGAACAACCAUGUCAUCUGAAUCUAGCAAGAAACGGAAACCCAAAGUGAUCCGAAGUGACGGGGCUCCAUCUGAAGGAAAGAGGACUCGAUCUGAUACUGAGCAGGAAGGCAAAUACUACAGUGAGGAGGCUGAAGUGGAUCUGCGAGAUCCUGGCCGAGACUAUGAUCUGUACAAGUUCACUUGCCAGGAGCUACAGAGGCUGAUGGCUGAAAUCCAGGACCUGAAGAGCAGGAGCGGCAAGGAUGUGGCAAUUGAGAUUGAAGAACGGAGGAUCCAGAGCUGUGUUCAUUUCAUGACCCUAAAGAAGCUUAACCGUUUAGCCCACAUCAGGUUGAAGAAAGGAAGAGAUCAGACCCAUGAGGCUAAGCAGAAAGUCGAUGCCUACCACCUGCAGCUACAGAACCUGCUGUAUGAAGUGAUGCACCUGCAGAAGGAGAUCACCAAGUGCCUAGAGUUUAAGUCCAAGCAUGAAGAAAUUGAUCUGGUCAGUUUAGAAGAGUUUUAUACAGAGGCUCCACCAGACAUCAGCAAGGCUGAAGUCACCAUGUCAGACCCUCACCAGCAGACCCUGGCUCGUCUAGACUGGGAGCUGGAGCAGCGGAAAAGGCUAGCAGAGAAGUACCGAGAAUGUCAGUCCAACAAGGAGAAGAUCCUGAAAGAGAUUGAGGUGAAGAAGGAGUACCUGAGCAGCCUGCAGCCUCGCCUCAACAGCAUCAUGCAGGCUUCCCUCCCCGUGCAGGAGUACCUCUUCAUGCCGUUUGACCAGGCCCACAAGCAGUACGAGACGGCCAGGCACCUGCCACCUCCGCUCUACGUGCUCUUUGUUCAGGCCACUGCGUAUGGGCAGGCCUGUGCUCAUAUGAAAUCUUCCUCUCAACCCCCUAGACAGGAUAAGACGCUGUCCGUGGCGAUUGAGGGCAGUGUGGAUGAAGCCAAGGCUCUCUUUAAGCCUCCUGAAGACUCUCAAGAUGAUGAGAGCGACUCCGAUGCUGAGGAGGAGCAGACCACAAAACGGCGGCGACCCACUCUGGGAGUUCAGUUGGAUGACAAGCGCAAAGAAAUGCUGAAGAGACACCCGCUGUCUGUCUUGCUUGACCUGAAGUGUAAAGACAAUAGUGUGCUUCACUUGACGUUCUACUACCUCAUGAACCUCAACAUCGUGACCGUGAAAGCCAAAGUGACAACUGCCACGGAGCUGAUCACCCCCAUCAGUGCGGGAGACUUGCUGUCUCCUGACUCGGUCCUGAGCUGCUUGUACCCUGGGGAUCAUGGAAAGAAAACUCCAAAUCCAGCCAACCAGUAUCAGUUUGAUAAAGUUGGCAUUCUGACUUUGAGAGAUUAUGUACUUGAGCUAGGUCACCCAUAUUUGUGGGUACAGAAGCUGGGCGGCCUCCACUUCCCCAAAGAGCAGCCCCAGCACAUGGUGAUGGCCGACCACUCGCAGAGCGCCAGCCACAUGGAGACCACCAUGAAACUGUUAAAGACCAGGGUGCAGUCCCGUCUGGCUCUCCACAAACAGUUUGCAUCUCUGGAACAUGGCAUUGUACCCGUUACCAGUGACUGCCAGUACCUCUUCCCUGCCAAGGUGGUCUCUCGUCUUGUAAAGUGGGUGACAAUUCCCCAUGAGGAUUACAUGGAGCUGCAUUUCACCAAGGACAUCGUGGAGGCAGGACUAGCUGGUGACACCAAUCUCUACUACUUAGCACUCAUUGAAAGGGGCACAGCCAAACUCCAGGCUGCUGUGGUGUUGAACCCUGGCUACUCCUCUAUCCCACCCAUAUUCCGGCUCUGUCUGAAUUGGAAAGGGGAGAAAACCAACAGCAACGAUGAUAAUAUUCGGGCUAUGGAGAGUGAGGUCAAUGUGUGCUACAAGGAGCUUUGCGGCCCCCGGCCCAGCUACCAGCUCUUGACCAACCAGCUGCAGCGGCUGUGUGUGCUGCUGGACGUCUACCUGGAAACUGAGAGCCAUGACGACAGCGUGGAGGGGCCCAGGGAGUUCCCCCAGGAGAAGAUGUGCCUGCGGCUCUUCAGGGGUCCAAGCAGGAUGAAGCCAUUUAAAUAUAACCAUCCUCAGGGAUUCUUCAGCCAUCGCUGACCUCCCUCUUAGCCUGUUGUCCCACCAAGACCCUGACCUGAGUUCCCAGUCUAUGCUUUCUGCUCUGGCCACGUGUUCUUGUUAUUCUCCAAAGACAUUAGCUAAUUAAAGUGUUACCUGACCAA
Messenger RNA from Jaculus jaculus (lesser Egyptian jerboa), 2334 nucleotides. RefSeq names its product THO complex 5 (gene Thoc5). Gene Ontology annotation, molecular function: mRNA binding. The transcript is spliced from 21 exons. The coding region runs from base 122 to 2209 and encodes 695 amino acids. Gene Ontology annotation, cellular component: THO complex part of transcription export complex. Gene Ontology annotation, biological process: mRNA export from nucleus; positive regulation of DNA-templated transcription, elongation. Lineage: Eukaryota; Metazoa; Chordata; Mammalia; Rodentia; Dipodidae. The record is from RefSeq and is a predicted model, not a curated record.